This is a messenger RNA of Owenia fusiformis, 1827 nucleotides long. The record is from the annotation of a GenBank genome assembly. NCBI's taxonomy places the organism in Eukaryota, Metazoa, Annelida, Polychaeta, Sabellida, Oweniidae.
AGAUAACUGUUACGUCGAGAACUUUCUAAAAGUAAGGACUCUUAACACAUUUGACGAAGCUAUGCCGAUGGCACCAGGUUGUGACUUGAAGCUUGCGUUUCGCUCUGCACAUGCAUCGGUGACAUUACAUCAGUGUCUCAAGCAAUCUUGUUUGGCAAAGGAAACAAACGUCAUAAUGUAUAAUCAAUACAAAAAUAGAUGUGAACUUUUUGAAUGUUUACCCAACUCUGAUGGAACGGACUGGAAUUACAAUUGGAAGUCACGAGCUCCGAAUGUGAAUGAUUCGAUGGGUAUAACAUAUGCCCGACCGCACUCCUAUUCUCCAAGGUGUCAUAACUCGUAUUUCAUGAGAAGAACGUGGGAGACUAAGAAAGCUGUAAAAUCCUCCUGCUCUAUCGUUGGUAAUUUAAAAGUGCAAAACUUAUAUGAUUGUAUGGUAAAAUCUUGUGAAAACAAUGCAAAUGUCUUUAAUAUCAUUUCUCAUGAAAGCAACGAGUUUGAUUGUGAAAUGAAAUAUUGUAACUGGCAUGCUCCUAAUGACGAUUAUCAGCUCAGCUUAUCUGUUGUCGAAGACAAUAAUGCUAACUGUCGUUCUUACAGCCUUGGACAUACAUUCAAAACGAAGCUUAUUCUUAACAAAACUCUUUCAUCUGCAUUAUCAUUACCGUCGAGACCUACUCCCGAGAAAUGUGACGAAAUAGAUAGUUACUUUUCAAGUACAGACCAACCAAUUCCAACAUCUUUGUACGAAUCAGGCUACACUUCUAUAUUGUAUGUAACGAAACAUAAAGCAAACCUUGCAUUUAAGUGUAAAAGCAAUAGUGAAGGUACAGAUUGGUCGUAUUAUAAUCAGAAUGAUAUUUGUGAAAACGAGGAGCAGCAAGACAUACAAUGGUGGAGUCUACCCUAUCCUGGAACGCCAAAUUGCAAAACUGACAUAUUUACACGAAUAACCGUGGGACACCAAUGCAAAAAGUCAACAUGCAAUGUAUUUAAGAAAAUUGAUGUUAGAGAUUUAAGGCAGUGUAUGAUAUCCGCAUGUAAAGAGGGCUACAAUGUAAUCAACUACUGCAGAGAUAAUUCUACAGUUGUAUGCGAAAUUAGAAUAUGUUCUAAAGAUAAUUCGAAUGGUGACUACAACUUCAACUUCUCUUAUGAUCCGACUGGCUUUAGUGUCUAUGGGUUAUACAGUGAUGCCACAUUGGCAGCUCUAACCGUAGACUCAUCUGAGAUUUGUCAUAAUAUUACGAACGAAACUUCUCAUGAUAAUACGGAAGAUACUUGUCUUUUGGAGUUCAAUCCCCCUGCGGAACUGCUUCUAAUAGUAUUUCUUUGUUUUAGUGUAGCAAUUCAUAUUGUGUGUAUAGUAGCUCUGGGAUAACUCCACAGAUGGCGCUGUGAAAAAGGUAGAAGACAAAAAAUCUAUAUUUAAAAUUGGGAUGAUGGUUGCCGAAAAUCAAUGUAAAUCAGUGCCAUUAUGAGUGAAAAAGUCGAGAUCUGGCAUGAAACUUUAUUUAUGUUAUAUGUUCAUAUUUUAAUAAAAAUUAUGUCGACAUUUUAUGGCAGAACAAAAAUAUUUUAGUUCUUGUUGUGGUGGUCUAGAGUUGGAAAUCUAGUGAGAAAUUUGCAAAUUUUCAAUAGAUGGCGGGGAAAACUGGUAAGAACUUUUUAAUUCCAUGGGUGUUCUACUGUUUUUCUUUUCUUGUUUGAAAGGGGACAUAUAGAGCUACACUAUGGUAUAUGUGACUAUAUACCGAAAAUCCUAGUUUAUUCAGAAUCAAGCCAAAUGUUAAUAUGUAGGCCUAUGGAAGAACUUUCAGUGGAGUU